Molecule: messenger RNA, 321 nt
Organism: Symbiodinium natans
Lineage: Eukaryota; Dinophyceae; Suessiales; Symbiodiniaceae
Source: the annotation of a GenBank genome assembly
AUGCAAGACUGCAAGAACAGCGACACCUGCAGGUUCUCUGUGGUGGAAGUGAUGUGCAGGGUAGUUUUCUUCAACACGUUUCAGUUUCCGGUGAUUGUGAAGGACUCCGGCGUGGACAAGAUACUGGGCGACGUUGCGCUGCAGGGCUACCUUAACUACAAGGCCUCCUUGGCAGCCGCCUUCCGGAAGAUCCUCUGCGACCCCGAGGAUGCGUGCAACAUCCGACCCAGCCACGUCACGAACCUCUUGAGCAACAUGACGGUGAAGGACAUCAAGCACUUCAAGGGCCCAUGCCACAAGGGAGUUGCGCUUGAGGCGUAG